Molecule: messenger RNA, 1523 nt
Organism: Schistosoma spindalis
Lineage: Eukaryota; Metazoa; Platyhelminthes; Trematoda; Strigeidida; Schistosomatidae
Source: the annotation of a GenBank genome assembly
UUGACACUCACCUGCGCUGGUUUUGAUAUUAAGAAGUUGGCCUUGAGGUUCACAUGAUUGCGAUCGUAUGUUACGCCACGUCAAUUCGCAUUGUAAAUCUCUCAGAGUGUAAGUUACGUGGUCUAAGUAGUAUCUGUCCUUAUGAAAACUGUGACUCAAUUAAACACGAUUUGACUAUUCAAGAAAUACAGAACCCACGCUCCAUCCAUACAUAUCGGAUAGUGAAAAAUGUUUUCCCUUUAAACUUGCUGGAAUUUCAGUAUUUGUACGAUGCUUCGAUGGACCAGGUUUUUGCUGCUUGUUUACUUCGCUACCUCAGGCAUCUCAAAACCGUACCGGCUAUAUUCCUUCCAUGUCAGUAUGAACGAACAUUAUGUGAUAACCCAAUGUGGAAAGUCGUUAUAAGUCGUCUGGUAAAAGCAAUUGUAAUCGAAGAAUCCAUGGCAUGGCUUUCUACACUUGGCGGUGGAUAUUCUUCACUUGGAGAUCACAGUGAUUAUGCGGCGAGUUUGGCUGGGACGGUCUCACUCUUUCAAAUGAGCCUUGCGUUAGAAAUUAACUCGCCUGUACUCCUAGCUAAGUCCCAACUAUGGUUUGCCCAAAGUUUAAUGCAGAGAGGAUACUUGAAAAAUUCUGCUAUAAUAUUGAGACGAAUAUACAUAAUGUGGAAACCUCUUAUGAGACCUGACCUUUCAUCUGAUAUGCGCAUAGAUUACAUGGCUCUUGGUUUGUGGGCACGUUUACGUCACUUAUGGAAAACAAAACACAAAAUGAAGUCGAGUUUAUCCAUUUCAUUAUCAGUGGAUAAUAAUUUACUUUCUCUGUAUCCACAUGUUAAUAUGUUAGUCAGUCGGCUUUAAAUAUAAAGAUUUAUAUACUUUCAGAAUAUUUGUAUAACUACUUAUUUAACUUUCAGAUAUUUCCCGUUUUUACACAGUCUCAUCAAAUACUAUUCAUGAAUUAUAUUGGUAUGUUUUUUAUCUUAUCGAGUUAGUCACUUAGUUUAUCUUGUUCACAUCAAUUCAUUUGUCAACAAGUUUGUUGUGUCUUUAUCAUGAUACACCAUACUUAUUAGUAAUUUUAUGAUUAUUAUUUGUGGUUUAAUUUAUAUUCCGUGUUCCUACUGAAUACCGAUGUUGAAACUUAAACUCAUCGUUAUAAAGUCUUGGGGAGUCUAAACAAAGUUGUUUAUUGUUGCAUUAUUCCUUACUCAUUGAGUUGUUUUCUCAGGAAUAAAAUUGACCGACUUAUAGAUGUCUUCUUAUACUGACAGUACUAUUUGUGAAUUUAUGAACGUUAGUUAUUUUUCAUCACUACCUUGUAAGCAUAGCAUUGAUCUUGCACAAUGAUAUCAGGGUAUGUAAUUAUUUUCUAUAAAAAUAACUGUGGUUUUCGAAUUGAAUAGAGUAUGUACCUCUAUGUAUAGUGGUUAUGUAAAAUUUACUUCGCUUGAAGUUUACUGAGAACCUUAAUGGCUCAGUUUGUACUUUAGCCUUCAUAGUUCACAUUAUCACAAUUCCGCG